AUGAGACUUGCUCCUGCUGCUGCGGUGGCGCUGCCAGUGUUGGCGGCGCAUGCUGCGCCUCUUGCUGAGCCGGUUUGCGAGAAUACCGAUGUUGUCAUUCUGGGAGCUGGAGUAGCCGGUCUUACCGCCGCACAAACCCUCCAAGACAACGGGGUGAACAAUUUUCUCGUGCUCGAAGCCAGGGGCGAGACUGGUGGCCGACUUUAUAGUCAUGAGUUCGCUGGACAUACUGUUGAGCUGGGGGCCAAUUGGGUUCACGGACCCGGGAAGGCAGACGGCAACAUCAAUCCUAUGUGGACUAUGGUUCAAAAAGCGAAUCUGAAUACGGUGGAGACCAACAACGAAGAACAUGUUCUGUACCCUGCAGACAACGUUAAGAACAUUGCCGCCGCCCUAGAAGCCGCCGGUAAUGCCACUGACAAGGUGUUUGUAGACGCCAUUAACCUCUUGCAAAACAAUCUCGAGGAUCGAACAUACAGAGCCGGUCAACGCCUUUAUGGCUGGGAUCCGCGCAAGACUGAUCCGGCUGAGCAACUGGCGGACUGGUGGUACUGGGAUUGGGGGGCUGCAUCUCCUCCAGAAAUGCACUCGGAGGAAGACAGAUUUGUCUGUGACGAACCAGGAUUCGUUUCUGCUUUGCGGAAUACCGUGAGCUCUGUUCUUGACCGUGUCCGCGUCAACAACAAAGUCACCAGUAUCAAGCACGAUCUGAGCGGGGUCACCGUGACUAGUAACAAUGGAUGCGUCAAUGCCAAAUAUGCCAUUGUGACCUUCUCCUUGGGAGUAUUGCAGAAAGGAGAUGUGAAAUUUGACCCGCCGCUGCCGGAUUGGAAGGCCCAGGGCAUCGCCGGUUUCGAGAUGGCCACGUACACCAAGAUCUUCCUCAAGUUUCCGACCAGUUUUUGGGAUAAAGAAAAAUUCAUUCUGUGGGCAGAUCCUCAUGUUCGCGGCAACUACCCAGUAUUUCAGCCGUUGGACCUGGAUGGUUUGUAUGAAGGGUCUAACAUUCUCGUGGCCACGGUGACCGGAGAGCGCGCUUACCGCGUAGAGUCGCAGGAUCCAGAGGUUACCAAGCAGGAGAUCUACGACAUACUAAGGAAAAUGUACUUUGAUAGAGAUGUGACAUAUCCGGAAGACAUCUACUUUGCGAAUUGGAGCAAAUGGGAUUGGGCCUACGGAUCCUACUCGUACUGGCCGGCAUCGACCAGUCUACAAGAGCAUCAGAAUCUCCGCGCCAAUGUCGACAGCGUCUUCUUUGCCGGCGAGGCCACUAGCCAGGAGUUCUUUGGCUACCUGCACGGAGCCUAUUACGAGGGCAAACACGUAGCCGAAUUUCUGGCUCCCUGCAUCAAAGUCAACCAAGCAGGGUGUACGGAAAAGAAGUAUGAUGUGCUGACGGGAGUUACGCCGUAUGAUUUGUAUAAUCCAGACAAUGGCUGGUAUAUCAAAGGGAAUGGUGUACCUGGCAACUGA
Aspergillus niger is the source of this 1473-nucleotide messenger RNA. RefSeq lists its product as uncharacterized. Bases 1 to 1473 code for a protein of 490 amino acids. The record is from RefSeq and is a predicted model, not a curated record. The transcript is spliced from 8 exons. NCBI's taxonomy places the organism in Eukaryota, Fungi, Ascomycota, Eurotiomycetes, Eurotiales, Aspergillaceae. Gene Ontology annotation, molecular function: oxidoreductase activity.